Messenger RNA from Pangasianodon hypophthalmus (striped catfish), 1026 nucleotides. RefSeq lists its product as uncharacterized. Lineage: Eukaryota; Metazoa; Chordata; Actinopteri; Siluriformes; Pangasiidae. The record is from RefSeq and is a predicted model, not a curated record. The transcript has a single exon. The coding region runs from base 1 to 1026 and encodes 341 amino acids.
AUGACCUCCAUCCCCUUCCCACCACGACCACCACCCCCUGUUCACCACGACCACCACCCCCUGUUCACCACGACCUCCAUCCCCUUCCCACCACGACCACCACCCCCUGUUCACCACGACCUCCAUCCCCUGCCCUCCAUGACCUCCAUCCCCUUCCCACCACGACCACCACCCCCUGUUCACCACGACCUCCAUCCCCUGCUCACCACGACCUCCAUCUCCUGCUCUCCACGACCUCCAUCCCCUUCCCUCCACGACCACCAUCCCCUGUUCACCACGACCACCACCCCCUGUUCACCACGACCUCCAUCCCCUUCCCACCAUGACCUCCACCCUCUGCCCUCCAUGACCUCCAUCCCCUUCCCACCACGACCACCACCCCCUGUUCACCACGACCACCACCCCCUGUUCACCACGACCUCCAUCCCCUUCCCACCACGACCACCACCCCCUGUUCACCACGACCUCCAUCCCCUUCCCACCACGACCACCACCCCCUGUUCACCACGACCUCCAUCCCCUGUUCACCACGACCUCCAUCCCCUGUUCACCACGACCUCCAUCCCCUGCUCACCACGACCUCCAUCUCCUGCUCUCCACAACCUCCAUCCCCUUCCCUCCACGACCACCAUCCCCUGUUCACCACGACCACCACCCCCUGUUCACCACGACCUCCAUCCCCUUCCCACCAUGACCUCCACCCUCUGCCCUCCACGACCUCCAUCCCCUGCUCACUACGACCUCCAUCCCCUGCACUCCACCUCUGCACUGUGUAUUUGGUAUGAAUCAGGUGAUCAGGAUUAUGUAAUCUUGAUUCACAUAUCAGCUUCAGAGCAUUUAUUCCAUGGACCAGGUUUAAAGCGAAGGCUCAGUGCUCCACUGAUGAUGCAUGACGCUGGAGCAGAUGCGCCUGUCAGUCUGUGUGCAGUUUUCCUCACAGUCUACUGGGCAUGUGUUUGUGAUUUGUUCGAAAUCCCCCAGAUGCACGUCACUCCUGCGACGGUGGCAGGAGAAGCAGGUUUUUAG